Planococcus citri (citrus mealybug) is the source of this 2321-nucleotide messenger RNA. Its product is annotated as facilitated trehalose transporter Tret1-2 homolog. Gene Ontology annotation, molecular function: transmembrane transporter activity. The coding region runs from base 707 to 2182 and encodes 491 amino acids. Gene Ontology annotation, biological process: transmembrane transport. Lineage: Eukaryota; Metazoa; Arthropoda; Insecta; Hemiptera; Pseudococcidae. Gene Ontology annotation, cellular component: membrane. The record is from RefSeq and is a predicted model, not a curated record. The transcript is spliced from 6 exons.
UUCCUAACCAUUGCAAGGAACUCGAUGUGAUGCUGAAAUUUAAUUUUUAAUUUUUUUUUUUUCAUGUUCGCGGAUUUUCAGUAAUAUAGUUUUUGCAAAGUUCUUAUACUGUGAAUGAGUGAAAUCUUAUCUAUUCGUAGUAUCGCCAAAGUUAUCAACCGUCGUAAAAAAUUUCGAGAAAUUCCGAGAAAAUUGAUACAAAAAGCUUCACCACAAUUAAAUACCUAUUUUCUACAUAAAAACGUGCAAGUAUCAGGAGUUGAAAUAUCAAAUGAGCCAUUCGCCAUUCUUUUCGAAUACGUCAUCGUCACACAACAAAUUUUUGGAAAAUUUCCCAUUACCAGCAAAAUAUUGUUAAACACAACAACUGCGUGGAAAGCUUCAGUAAAAAUUUCUUUGAUGAAACGUUUCCUGUUCGCGGGCAUUACGUACCUUUCAAGUGGAUUUUGUCUAUGAUGCAAUGUGUAAACAGUACAGUGUACACCUUUGAUACGAGAAGUACUAUACAAAUCAAAGCUGUACACUAAAUUGGUGUCGCUUGACUGUGCAUACUCGACGUUAAUAAUUUUCCAAUUUUUCGCUAAUUAAUGACUCAAGGCCGCGCUAAAAUUUCAAGGAAAAGCUUUUGUUGUGGCAGAGUGGAAUAUUUAGAGUUGUUUUUUUUCUUUUUGUUUACCUAUAAUUUCGAAAAUUCUCUCGAUCAGUAAUGAGCCGAAGUUUGAGCCGACAAGGUGCGUUUCACAAAAUGGACGUCAACAAACCGGGACAACAACGGGAUUCGUAUUUUAAUCUUUACUUGGUUACUUGCGCAGUAAACCUAGUAUCGGUAGCUGUCGGUUCCGUAGUAACAUGGACAUCUCCAACACUACCAAAAUUACUUCAGCCAAAUGACAGACUCACAAUAACCGACGACGAAGGAGCUUGGAUCGGAUCCUUGCUGGCUUUAGGGGCGAUCCCCGGACCUCUGUUGAUAACCCUGAUCGUCGAUAAAAUUGGCAAAAAGUUAUCCUUACUUUUAUGCACGAUGACCAUUUUCGUGCAUUGGAUAAUUAUAGCUUCGAUUAAUUCAUUGCAGGCCAUUUACGUGGCUAGAUUUAUCGCUGGGAUGGCUUCGGGAGUAGUUUAUAAUUUGGUGCCAGUUUACGUUGCUGAAAUCUCACCGGAUGAGAUACGAGGAUUAACUGGAUCGUUUAUGUUAUUCUUCAUCUAUUUUGGUAGCUGCAUAAGUUAUACUGUAGGACCAUAUACGUCCAUUUCGGUACUGAUUAUGCUGCUGGCUGCAAUACCAUUGGUUACAAUGCCACUUUUCAUUUGGAUACCAGAGUCGCCUUAUUACUUGAUGAAUAAAGGACAAAAGCAACAGACGUUUUCCACUCUGCAGUGUCUUAGAGGAUAUCCCUCUCCUGAGGUUAUUCAACGAGAAAUGGAUGCUUUAGAGGAAAUGAUGGAAAAAUCUCAUUUUGAAAAACUACACAGUGGAUCGCUGAUCACCCAAAUGACCCAAGCCAAAAUUUGGAAACCCAUUUAUUACGCCUGUGUGCUAAUUUUCUUCCAACAAAUGACUGGUUUUUGUGCUGCUCUGUUUUAUACCGAAACUAUAUUUCAAAAGGCAUCGCCGUCCAUUUCAUCCAGCAAUUCAGCUAUAAUCUGUGGUCUUGUGAUGUGGGCUUCCGGUGUAAUAAUUCCUUUCAUGGGGAAAUUAUUUAGAAUCAAGAAUGUUUUAUGUUUUUCGAUCAUUGGAUGUUUCUUUUGUUUGAUCAUACUUGGUUUCUAUUUUCAAGCUGUUGAAGAAGGUAAAUCUGUGGAGCAUUUUAGCUGGAUUCCUCUUCUCUGUCUAGUGACAUAUUUGGCUAGUUAUUCUCUAGGCCUGGGAUCAUACACUUGGGUUAUUUUGGCUGAAAUUCUGCACCCUUCAGUGAAGACAUUCGCGUCAGCAUUGGCCACCUCCUUAUGCUGGUUUCUGGGCUUCCUCGUCACUAGAUUUUUUGCCCCAAUGGUCGAUGCUUUGGGAUCGUCGGGAACGUUUUGGUUUUUUAGCAUAUUUUGCGUAUUUGGUGUGAUUUUCAUAAUUGUGCAACUGCCAGAUACUCAAGGUAAAUCGUUUCAAGAAAUACAAGAUUUAUUUUCGAGUAAGCGAGGUUCUAUGAGUGAUGAAGAAAUGAAUGGUGUUGGUCAAAGUUGAAGUUCCUCGAUUAAUUUUACGCGUGUAAAUAUCAAUUAUUUUAAGCUCACGUGUAUUUUUUUAUUCCUAUAGAGAGCAUGUCUGAGUAAUUUGUAAGCUUUCUCAUAUACUUAAUUAAUAAAAUUGUUUAGAAGAGAUA